AUGAGAAGUGGGGCGACAAUGCGGCGCAGCAGCGCCUCAGUUCUGCUACCUUCUUCAGAGCAGCAGCAGCACGAGGACCUGCAGCUGCAGCAGCAGGUUCUGCACAACCGUCGCAGCAGCAGCUUGCAAGCUCCCCUAAUUAGGUCUCAAGCGCCACAUCAUCAGCAGCAGUGGCACCACCAGCACCAGUAUCACUGGCAACAACCACAGCAGCAGCAGUACCACUGGCAACAGCAGCAGUGGGAGCUGCAGCACCAGCUUUGGAAGCAGCAGCCAUCCAGCCUUUCGUUGCCAUCUCAGCAGCCGACUGCUGUAGGAGAGGCAGCAGCAGCGCCUGCUACUGCUGCUGCUGCUGCCCCAUACGUACUCAACAGCAGCAACAGCGGGGCGGCCCUGCAACCCAAACAGCUAUUAACGCUUCCAUGGCAACAAUCCCGUAUAGCGACAGCACCUGAGGUGUCCGCCCCCUUGCUGACAGCAGGAACAGCAGUAGCAGCAACACCAGCACCAGCUGCUGCUACAAAGCCUUGUCCUAUUACGUGGGAUGAGCAACUGCUGCAGCAGCUGUGGGGUUCUGCAGCAUAUUCCGCUCAGCAACUGGACUAUAUCGCAGCUAUAUUCAACCGCUUGCUUGCAGUGGAUCAGCUGUUGCGACCUUCUCCUCUCGCAGCAGCAGCAGGAACGCCGACAGCGGCAGCAGUAGUUGCGGCAGCUGCUGCUGCCACCGCGCCUAGAACAGCCACUAUUAGCGCAGCAGAAUUGGGUAUGUUUUGGGGGGCGUACGCAGCUAUGGCUGAUGCGCCAUACUGCUGCUGCAGCGGCAGCACCAAAAUUAUCACUAGCAGCAGCAGCAGCAGCAGCAAGUGCUGUCUGGAGCGGCUGGGUCUUGUUGCUGCGGGAGGCAGGGGGAGAGUUGAUCUGCCUUUAUUUACCAGACUGGUGGCGCUCUUGGACUGUCAAACCCCAGCAGCAGCAGCAGCGCAGCUGAGGCUUCGGAUGAUCUUUGCUUAUUUUGCCGACGACUCCCGUUCAGUCUACCAGCAGCACCAGCGGCAGCACCAGGGCAUCAGCCGGAGAAGGGUGCCUGUCUGGACAGAAAACAGCUACGGGGCAUUCAGGGCGGCCAUGUGCAACUCAAAAGCAGUUGACCCGGUGAAGGCUCAAGGAUUGCCACCCUCUCUGGCUGGUUGCCUCGCUUUGCUGAGGUGUCCAUACACCCCUAUGCUGCUGGAGUCGCAGUUCGUUGCUCUCGUUGAAGCAAAUAUCAUUGCAGGCACUUCUCGUCUUUUCAGGAUUUGUUUGUUCGGCGGAGGUGCAGAUACACCCGAGCCGCUUUUUGGGCUUGAAUUGCUGCCGUAUCCUCCAAAAAUCGUUAAAACAACUGUUGUGUCUGCUGCUGUUUCUGCUGCUGCUCCUCCUUGUGGUACUGCUGCUGCUGCUUGUGCUCCUGCUGCUGCUACUGCUGUUAGUACUGCACCUCCUCUUGCGGCUUCUGUGCAUGCGAGCGAGAUGGUGCCGCACCUUAUGCAGCAUCAGCAGCAGCAGCAGCAACAUUUGUUGCAGCUGACAAACUGCCAGCGAGUCACUACUACACUGUCACCCGAAAAUGGGCAGCACCUGUUGCAGCAGCCACGGCUGCAGCUGCUCCAACAGCACCAGCUGCAGCAUCUGCAGCAUCUGCAGCAGCAGCCGCUGCAGCAGCAGCAACAACAGGAUUGGCCGACACAAAGGCGUUUGCUGCUACAGACGCACAUAACUCCCCCCCAUCACUUCUGUCCUGAGCAGCAACAGCAGCAGCAGCAGCUGCUGCCCCAGCAUCAGCAGAAGCUCCAGCAGCAGCCGCUGCAGCUGCAGCCUGGAUACUACCAGCUACACGAGCAGCCGCAGCAACUAUCAGCUGCUGCGCACUACAGCAGCAGCAUGCACCCUUCCCCGCUUCUUCAGCCUGCUGCAGCCCACAGCAGCAGUAGCAGCAGUUAUGGUGUACACGCAGAAGGCUACGAUGCCCUGCUGCAGAACUCACUGCAGCACAAGCAGCAGCAGCCGCCAUAUCAGUUGGCCCAAGAACAAAAUGCAACGGAGUAUGAGGCGGAGCAGGAGCUGCUGCGGUUGCGCAUGCAGCAGCAGCAGAAACAGUCGCAGCAGCAGUACCAACCAAUCCUCACGAUACCUUCGGAUAUAGAACACUCACUGCAGCAGCAGCACCAGCAGAACAUGUGGGCAUUCUCAGAUGCCUCUAUGUCCCAAGGCAGUAAUGAAGCAGUUGAGCUGUUUCUGCGGCAGCUACAGCAGCAGCCGCAGAACCCGCAGCAGCAGCAGCACUUGCAGCAGCAGCAGCACCUGCAACAGCACGACCUGCAUCAGCAAUACCUGCACCACCACCAGCAGCAACAGCUGUCGCUGCAAUUUCCCACCCAAUUACUGCCUCCGCUGUCGCAGCUGCAGCUCACCCAGCAACUUCCCUUGCCGCAGCAGCAUCACCAUCAGCAGCAGCAGGACCUGCAGCAACAGCGGCUGUUGCAGCAGCAGCAGCAAGAGAACCAGGACACAAAUGCUACACUGAAGCUGCCAGCCAGGCGGUCCCCUGGUGCGAUGUGCAGAGGAGAUAAUCUGCAAAACGGCCUAGCGGCAACUACUGCAGCAACACCUGCGGCUUUAGCGGCAACCGCGGCAGCACCAACAACCGCAGCUGGGGCACCUGCUUCUCCUGCAUCAACCGGCAUUCCGUCCUUGACUUUGGGUAUUCAGAGGCCAGAGCCCCUGGCGUCGCAGCAUCAGUUGCAGCAGCAAGAGCAGCAGCACCAGCAGCAGCAACACAGACAGUCAGGAGACUGGAACAGCAACACGCGACGUUCCCUGCUGCCCGUUGAAUCGCUCGGCUCCGCCUCGCUCACUUCAGCAGCAGCAGCAGCUGCUGCGGCUUUAACAUCAGCAACAGCAAGAGGAGCUGCAGCACCAGACGUAUGCAGCCCCAACUCUGCUACUGCUACUGUUCCCCCUCGGCGGCUGUUGCUGCGAGCUCAGAGUAGCAGCAGCACUGCCUCCAUCAGCUUACGGGAGCCCCAGCAGCAGCACAGCCCCCCCCGCCUCGCUAGAAACGGCGGUAGCAGCCGCAGCAAGAGCAGCAGCAGCAAGAGCAGCAGCAGCAGCGAUUUCCCCAAACUGUCAGGCCCUGCUACCGUUCUGCCCACUGCAGGGGCUGUAGCAGAAGCAACUGGAGGAGCAGCAGAUGAAGCAUACGGAGCCCCAUUGUUGCUGCCUCCCCCUGAAGGAAGACCGGCUGCAGCCCCUGCGGAAGCAGCAGCUGCAACAGCUGCAACGACCGCAGCGGCGGCAGCAACAGAAGCAUCACUACCUGAGAAGGACACUUCUCAAGAUUCAUUUUUUGAUGCUCAGAGCUCUACAGCUGCCUGCACCAGAGACAACAGCGGAAGUAGCACCAACGGCAACGCGAACAGCAGCAGCAGCAGCAGCCUGGCGGAGCUGCCGCUCUUCCAACCUCAGCCGCUGCUUCGCCGCAGCCGCCUGAGUGACUCGCCGACGUCUCCUGCAGCGCUCGCAGCAGCAGCAGCAAGCAAAUGUAGCAGCAACAACGACAAAAUGAGCGACGCUCGUGCUGCAACGGGCUGCAACACCAGCAACGACAACGCAUGUGGCAACAGCAGCAGAGGACUUACUCAAUCGAUCAUGCAGCCUCUGUAUGGAUCAGAAUCGGCGAACAGCAGCAGCAGCAACAGCAGCAGCAGAACAGCGCCUCCUACGCGCACCUCAAACCAGCCUCAGGAUGGGGAGUCUUUCGUCUGCAACGACAACACCACUAGCAACAGCAACAGCAGCAGCAGCCGCAGCAGCAGCAACAGCGCCUACAUACGGCCUCGGCGCGAUUUGUUUGCUGCCAUUCACAGGGAAUGCACGGAGGACUCAGGGGUGUUGCGGCUGCGGCAGCAGCAGCGUGAGCAGCAGCUGAACUCCAGAAGCAAUGUGAAGGCAGAAGCACCAGCCGCCGAGGCCCCAGGGGACAAAACGGUGGAGUGUCUCCUGAGGGAGCCGUGCGCACUAUCCCCUCCCUUAAGGCCUCAAGGGCCUUCUGCUAAGCAGCAAACAUCGCAGCUAAUGCCUCUGCAGCUCGCUGCAGCAGCAGCUGCUGCAGCAGCAGCAGCUGCUGCCAAGCCUAAACAGAGCACGAGAAUACCCUUUGGAGGCCCCGAGCAGUCCUCCACCCGCCAAAAAGGGCAGCACCAGGUUGCUGCUGCCGCGGAAACAGCAGAGGCAACAGCACCAACGCAGCAGAAGCAGCAGCACGCUAGACAGACAGCCUCCGGGUCGCCUCGGGAGAAAGCUGCAGCAAAACGUCUGUCCUUUCAUGAGGAGUUGAGACAACGGCUAUUAUUGCGGGGAGGUCCCCUCGAGCAGCAUAAGCAGCAGCAUAAAGAGCAGCUGGCUCUGAGGCAUGGAGCUGCGUCGCCGCCUCUAUUUGGGCAACCUCAAGGACCUUCGCUCAGGGGAGAAGCUCCAGCAGCAGAACAACAGGAGCAGCAGCAGCAGCUACAGCCGAAGCCACAGCACGAGAAGCAGCAGCAGCAGCCGUUAGAGCAGGAACGGGCAGGAGAAGUGGAUGACGUAGCAGGAGCACCAUCAGAACUAUCAGCAGCAACGAUAGGGACAGCUACAGCUGCUGCGUUGCCAUCUGAGAAGCUGCCACACAUGGUGCUGCAGCAGCGUCAGCAGGCGAAGCAGCCACAGGAGCAGCAGCAGAAGCACCGUGUCCCAAACCUCGGGGGCAUUUCUCCUUCAGCAGCAGCAGCAGCAGCAACAGCAAGUAAAAAAGAAACAGACGUUGCUUCUAAUACUUGGAUGGUUGCUGCUGGAACUUCAGCAGCAGGAUUGAGUCUCUUUACUUGUGGGGAGCAGCUGAGCUAUGAGCCUCUGGCCUCUGCUGCUGCUGCUGCGGCUGCUGCAGCGGCGGCUCAGGGAGCAGCCGCCGUACAGCCUCUAGUUGCUGCUGCCGCCGCAGCAGCAGCAGCAGAAGCGGCGGCAGCAGCAGGGUUAGGGACAGCGGAAGAGACAGCCGAAAAAGCUGCACACCUAGCGCGAACUGCUGCAGGUGUUGCUGCUGCUGCAACAGAGGCAGCAGAUAUAAGGGACCCGGAGGCAGCAGCUUCAGCUGCUGCUGCUGCAGCAGCUGCUGCUGCUGCUGCUGCUUCUGCUGCAGACCCUACCUGCAGCGAUGCUGAGGGAGACGAGCAACUGCUGCCCAUCUUUACAAGACAGCAGCAACUGCGCUCUGAAAUCGGCUCCCCUGCAGCAGGUGGAGCAGCAACAGUAGUAGCAGCAGCUCCUCCAGGGGGCGUCGGGAACCGCACGGGCUUGGCUGAAAGCUCUGCUGUGUGCAGAAGCAACAGCAGUGGGAGCAGCUGCAGCAACUGCAGCAGCGGCAUUGAAGCCCUGCCGCUAACUUCUUCUCACGGCUCACCUCUAAUGCACAAGGAGCCUAUUCCAUCGAGCUAG
Molecule: messenger RNA, 5508 nt
Organism: Eimeria maxima
Lineage: Eukaryota; Apicomplexa; Conoidasida; Eucoccidiorida; Eimeriidae
Exons: 3
Coding region: 1-5508 (1835 amino acids)
Source: RefSeq, a predicted model, not a curated record